Messenger RNA from Lagenorhynchus albirostris (white-beaked dolphin), 1086 nucleotides. RefSeq names its product retinaldehyde binding protein 1 (gene RLBP1). Bases 1 to 954 code for a protein of 317 amino acids. The transcript has 7 exons. Gene Ontology annotation, cellular component: membrane. Lineage: Eukaryota; Metazoa; Chordata; Mammalia; Artiodactyla; Delphinidae. Gene Ontology annotation, molecular function: phosphatidylinositol bisphosphate binding. The record is from RefSeq and is a predicted model, not a curated record.
AUGUCAGAGGGGGCGGGCACAUUCCGCAUGGUCCCUGAAGAGGAACAAGAGCUCCGUGCCCAACUGGAGCGGCUUACAACCAAAGACCACGGACCUGUCUUUGGCCAGUGCAGCCAGCUGCCCCGCCACACCUUGCAGAAGGCCAAGGACGAGCUGAAUGAGAGGGAGGAGACCCGGGAGGAGGCGGUGCGGGAGCUGCAGGAGCUGGUGCAGGGGGAGGCAGCCUCGGGUCAGGAGCUGGCCGUGGCCGUGGCGGAGAGGGUGCAGGGAAAGGACAGCGCCUUCUUCCUGCGCUUCAUCCGCGCGCGCAAAUUCCACGUGGGCCGAGCCUACGAGCUGCUCAGAGGCUAUGUGAACUUCCGGCUGCAGUACCCAGAGCUCUUUGACAGCCUCUCCCUGGAGGCUGUCCGCUGCACUGUCGAGGCUGGCUACCCUGGUGUCCUCUCCAGUCGGGACAAGUAUGGCCGAGUGGUCAUGCUCUUCAAUAUUGAGAACUGGGACUCUGAAGAAAUCACCUUUGAUGAGAUCUUGCAGGCAUACUGUUUCAUCCUGGAGAAGCUACUGGAGAAUGAGGAAACUCAAAUUAAUGGCUUUUGCAUCAUUGAGAACUUCAAGGGCUUUACCAUGCAGCAGGCUGCUGGACUUCGGGCUUCAGAUCUCAGGAAGAUGGUGGACAUGCUCCAGGAUUCCUUCCCAGCCCGGUUCAAAGCCAUCCACUUCAUCCACCAGCCGUGGUACUUCACCACAACCUACAACGUGGUCAAGCCCUUCUUGAAGAGCAAAUUGCUCCAGAGGGUCUUUGUCCACGGAGAAGACCUCUCCAGCUUCUACCAGGAGUUCAACGAGGACACCCUGCCCUCCGACUUUGGGGGCACACUGCCCAAGUAUGACGGCAAAGUCGUUGCUGAACAGCUCUUUGGUCCCCGGGCCCAAGCUGAGAACACAGCCUUCUGAGAACAUCCCCUGCCAUCUGAUCUGUAGUUAGUGUCCCUGGGCCUCUCCUCAGCUGCCCUGGACCCAGAAGGCUGGGAAAAGGGCUGCCUGGGAUGACUGUGGUUCCUCUGAACCUUCCUAAGCUUGGGUGAG